CUUCUUUGAUCCAAUGUGAGGAAUGCCAAGGAUGCCCCCCAACCUCGCACCACCCUCCUGUCUUACUGCAAGGAGCCUUGGGUCAUCUGCUAAGGAAUGAGGCCUGGAGGCAUCAGCAGGGACCAGCAGUGAAGGGAGAAGACCGGAGCCUGGUCUGGGUCACAUCUCACGGCACGAUGGAUGGUUCUCGCUCAGACGUGGGCCGCUGGGGCAGGAGCUUUUGGCAGCCCUCUGGCACACCUUCCCCAGAACCAGAGCCAGAGCCGGAACCGGACCGCCGUUCUCGCCGAGGGGGCCGCUCCUUCUGGGCCCGUUGCUGUGGCUGCUGCUCCUGCCGGAACGGGCCAGAUGAGGACUGGGGAUCUGAGCCCUAUGGAGACCGAAGCUCCAGGGGACGUGGGUCCAGCGCCGGGGGUCGGAGGCCUGACUCCCGGAGUGGCGGCACUGUGAACGCAGCUGGAGAUGGCACCAUCCGAGAUGGUAUGCUGGUGGUGACUGGUGUGGACCUGCUGAGCUCGCGCUCUGACCACAACCGCCGAGAGCACCAUACAGACGAGUUCGAGUACGACGAGCUCAUCAUACGCCGAGGCCAGCCCUUCCAUAUAGUACUUUUCCUGUCCAGGCCCUAUGAGUCCUCCGACCGCAUCGCCUUAGAGCUGCUCAUCGGCAGCAAUCCCGAAGUGGGCAAGGGUACCCACAUCAUCAUUCCAGUGGGCAAGGGGGGCAGUGGCGGCUGGAAGGCCCAGGUGACCAAGUCCAGUGGGCAGAACCUGAACCUCCGGGUCCACACUUCCCCCAAUGCCAUCAUCGGCAAGUUCCAGUUCACAGUCCGCACGCGUUCAGAAGCUGGCGAGUUCCAGUUGCCCUUUGACCCCCACAAUGAGAUCUACAUCCUUUUCAAUCCCUGGUGCCCAGAUGACAUUGUGUAUGUGGGCCAUGAAGACUGGCGGCAGGAGUAUGUGCUCAAUGAGUCUGGGAGGAUUUACUAUGGGACAGAAGCUCAGAUUGGCGAGAGGACCUGGAACUAUGGCCAGUUUGACCAUGGUGUUCUGGACGCCUGCCUGUACAUCCUGGACCGGCGAGGCAUGCCCUACGGGGGCCGUGGUGACCCCGUAAGCGUCUCUCGGGUCAUCUCUGCCAUGGUCAACUCCUUGGAUGACAACGGGGUCCUGAUUGGGAACUGGACGGGCGAUUACUCUCGAGGCACCAACCCUUCAGCGUGGGUGGGCAGCGUGGAGAUCCUCCUCAGCUACCUGCGCACAGGCAGCUCCGUGCCCUAUGGCCAGUGCUGGGUCUUUGCUGGAGUGACCACCACAGUGCUGCGCUGCCUGGGCUUGGCCACCCGGACCGUCACCAACUUCAACUCAGCCCAUGACACAGACACAUCCCUCACCAUGGACAUCUACUUUGAUGAGAACAUGAAGCCCCUGGAGCAUCUGAACCAUGACUCCGUGUGGAACUUCCACGUGUGGAACGACUGCUGGAUGAAGAGGCCAGACCUGCCCUCAGGCUUCGAUGGAUGGCAGGUGGUAGAUGCCACACCCCAGGAGACCAGUAGUGGCAUCUUCUGCUGCGGCCCCUGCUCUGUGCAGUCCAUCAAGAACGGUCUGGUCUACAUGAAGUAUGAUACACCCUUCAUCUUCGCCGAGGUGAACAGUGACAAGGUAUAUUGGCAGCGACAGGAUGACGGCAGCUUCAAGAUCGUGUACGUGGAGGAGAAGGCCAUUGGCACGCUCAUUGUCACCAAGGCCAUCGGCUCCAACAUGCAGGAGGAAAUCACUAGCCUCUACAAACACCCAGAAGGCUCUGAAGCAGAGCGGAAAGCAGUGGAGACAGCGGCGGCCCAUGGCAGUAAACCCAAUGUGUAUGCCACGCGGGAUUCAGCUGAGGACGUGGCCAUACAGGUGGAGGCACAGGACGCCUCGGUGGGGCAGGACCUGAUGCUCUCUGUGGUGCUGACCAAUCGUGGCAGCAGCCGCCGAACUGUGAAGCUGCACCUCUACCUCUCCGUUACCUACUACACCGGGGUCACUGGCUCCGUCUUCAAGGACAGCAAGAAGGAAGUAACACUGGCGCCGGGGGCCUCUGACCGUGUGGAGAUGCCCGUGGCCUACAGGGAAUACAAGCCCCACCUGGUGGACCAGGGGGCCAUGCUGCUCAAUGUGUCAGGCCAUGUUAAGGAGAGCGGGCAGGUGUUGGCCAAGCAACACACCUUCCGUCUGCGCACCCCAGACCUUUCCCUCACGUUGUUGGGAGCAGCGGUGGUUGGCCAGGAGUGUGAAGUCCAGAUUGUCUUCAAGAACCCCCUACCCACCACCCUCACCAAUGUCGUCUUCCGGCUCGAAGGCUCAGGGCUACAGAGACCCAAGAUCCUCAAUGUUGGGGACAUUGGAGGCAACGAGACAGUGACAUUGCGGCAGACGUUUGUUCCCGUGCGCCCAGGCCCCCGCCAGCUCAUCGCCAGCUUGGACAGCCCCCAGCUCUCCCAGGUGCACGGCGUCAUCCAGGUGGAUGUAUCUCCCGCCUCUGGGGAUAGGAGCUUCUCAACUGCUGGAGGUGACAGUCGCGAAGAAGAGAGCAUCCCAAUGGCAUCUCGAGGUGGCGCCUAGCCCCUGGGGCCAGCAGCAAUGGGACUGGAGUCUGAUGCACAAGGACACUGCCUCUGGAUCGGGCACUGCCUCUGAGCAGCCCCCCCCCCCCCCCCGGGGAGCUCAGGUUGGGAGGCCGUGACACCUGGGGAGGGAGCCUGGCUUCACUUGCACUGGGCCAUGAAGAUGCUAAUAAACUGUUUUGUAAUGAA
Messenger RNA from Erinaceus europaeus (western European hedgehog), 2800 nucleotides. RefSeq names its product transglutaminase 1 (gene TGM1). Gene Ontology annotation, molecular function: protein-glutamine gamma-glutamyltransferase activity. NCBI's taxonomy places the organism in Eukaryota, Metazoa, Chordata, Mammalia, Eulipotyphla, Erinaceidae. The transcript is spliced from 15 exons. The coding region runs from base 177 to 2609 and encodes 810 amino acids. Gene Ontology annotation, biological process: peptide cross-linking. The record is from RefSeq and is a predicted model, not a curated record.